CUUUAUGCCUCGGCCUCCCAGAGUAUGCUCUUGCCUAGGGCAGUGGCUGGCAGAGGUUCCCAUCUCUAAGCCCACGGUGGCCUGUUUUUCAUCUCUAAACCUCACACACAUUUGAUUCAGGCCCACUCACCCCUUGUCCUUGCUGGCUCUUCUCUGGGUGCCGGAACCCCAGUGUGUAAGCCCCAGGGUAUAAGCGGCUCCAUCCUGCCUGGCUCUAGGCAGCCUCAGACACCCCCUUUCGUUCUCAGUUUUCCUAUCUGGAAAGUGUUCUCAUUGGAUGGUGCAGAAAGCUCUUGGCUAGUCCUGUCAACAGUCAUUUUGUUAGUCACUCAACAGGUAGAUGGUGAGCCCUCAGGUUGCAGGCUGUGUGACUGGGGAUCCGGCAGGGACCAGCGGGGAGCGGGGUCUAGAGACACGGAAGGUGGCACAGGAGUAAACAAGAAGUCAGUGGCCCUGCUGGGUCAGUGCCAACCACAAAAGCAGGAAGAAAGACAGAUUGGAGCCUCAGGGUGGGGCCCUGUAGGCAGGUGACACUGAGACAGAGACCAAGGAGCCCGAGAAAUGUUCUAGGAGCAGGGUUAGGCCUUUGGUACCUGCGGUGGGGAGGCCUGCUCGGUGUCAUCUGAGGGAGUUUGGGUGACUCCCAAGUCCAUGGUGGGUGCAGGUUCCCACCUUCACAUGCAUGAUGUAGGGCAAAGGCCUGCUUCCUGUGGCGGCCAGGGGUGCGGCCUGAGCUCCGGAUGUAGACUCUUCUUAUCAGCCCCAAGCAGCUGCCGGGUGUAGGGAGGCUUGGGGUUCCUAGGGGCAUCAGCAGGGCAGCCCAGAGUCAUUGGCCAGUGUUCAAGCAUCCAGUGGAUGCCACCGUGCCUGAGACAUGAUUUGCAGUGCCUGCCCCUACAACUGUGGGGCUCCGGGUGGUGACUUUGCAUUUAGGUUUAUUGAUCUGUGUCAUGACAUCAACAGAACAGUGUUUGUCUCCUCAAGGGACAGUAUAGGUGACAGGGAGUGAGCCCAACAUGGAGGAAACACCCAAUGCAGGUGACCAGGCACGGCCCCUCCAGGGCUGCCUGCCCGCCCUAGCCACCUCCCAAGUGAAGCGCUUCUCAGCUUCCAGACGGAAGCAGCACUUCAUCAACCAGGCCGUACGAAACUCAGACCUGGUGCCCAGGGCCAAGGGUCGGAAGAGCCUUCAGCGGCUGGAGAACACCCAGUACCUCCUGACCCUGCUGGAGACAGAUGGGGGACCGCCUGGUCUAGAGGACGGAGACCUGACGCCUGCUGCGGCACCAGGCAUCUUCGCAGAGGCCUGCAGCAAUGCCACCUACGUGGAGAUAUGGAAUGACUUCAUGAACCGCUCUGGGGAGGAGCAGGAGCGGGUGCUGCGCUACCUGGAGGAUGAGGGUCAGAGCAAGGCCCGGAAGAGGGGGCCCGGCCGUGGGGAGGACCGCAGGAGAGAGGACCCGGCCUACACACCUAGUGAGUGCUUCCAGCGCAUCAGCCGGCGCCUGCGGUCCGUGCUCAAGCGGGGCCGCAUCCCCAUGGAGACUCUAGAGACCUGGGAGGAGCGGCUGUCGAGGUUCUUCUCCGUGUCUCCUCAGGCCGUGUACACGGCUAUGUUGGACAACAGCUUCGAGAGGCUGUUGCUGCACGCCGUGUGCCAGUAUAUGGACCUCAUCUCAGCCAGUGCUGACCUGGAGGGCAGGCGGCAGAUGAAAGUAAGCAACCGCCACCUGGACUUCCUGCCUCCCGGGCUGCUCCUGUCCACCUAUCUAGAGCAGCACAGCUGAUGGUGGCCACGCAGACCCCAGCCUCCGCCGCGCCCAGGCCUCCGAUGCCAUCUGCUAAGACACUUCUGUUUUUAGACUUCGUUCUUGGAAACUGGCUUUCCCUUUAGGGUGACUCUUUCUCACUUAGCCUUGUCCCCACUCUGCCCGGCUCUUAGAGCUCAACACUGGGGACAGGGCCUGCCUUGACUGUCCUAGUCUCCUAGUGCCCUAGCCUGGGACUUGUAUUUGGGUGGGGAGAUCUCACUGGGCACGUCCAUCUUUCUGCUUUAUUUAGCUUUUUUUUCCCCCCUCUGGCUCAGUCUAAUGCUCAGGUGGACAGGGAGAGGCUGAGUUUUAUCACUUUUUAUGAAUUGGGCAUGAUUUAUUGUAGAUUUUUAAAUUUCUCUUUUGGAGGGAAAAACCAAAAAAGGCCUCAGGUGUUUCACUGUGGGGCUUUGUCGUGAUCAUUGCUUGUCUCUUUUUAGCUGUCACUGUGUAUGUUUGGGAGGGUCCCAGGAGCAUUUCAUCUGUGUGUGUAUGUGUGUGACCCCACACGUAGGCAUGUGCGGCCCUGCAACCUGGGACACAGCUUUGUCUCAAGGGCUGGUUUGAUGCUUUUAAUGUGUGCAGCCUCUGCCUCCUCCUGCCUGCUCCUCAUGCCCUCCCUCCUUAUUCUGGGGACCCAGGACUUCCAGCCAGAAGCCUCUGUCCUUGCCUCCCUGCCCCCGCCUCCGUCCUCUCUGCUCAGCCUGGCUCUGGCCUUCUGCUCAGGGCCCCCUGGUGCUGGUCGCCCUCAGGGGACUCUGAUGUGGAGCAGGCCCAGCCCCUUGUCCCAUGUGUGGCCCAUUGUGUGCGAGUGUGUGUGUGGGGAGGGUGUUUAAUAAAUUCCUGGUGCUCUGGCA
This is a messenger RNA of Octodon degus (degu), 2668 nucleotides long. RefSeq names its product R3H domain containing 4 (gene R3hdm4). Gene Ontology annotation, molecular function: nucleic acid binding. Bases 1017 to 1787 code for a protein of 256 amino acids. The record is from RefSeq and is a predicted model, not a curated record. The transcript has 8 exons. NCBI's taxonomy places the organism in Eukaryota, Metazoa, Chordata, Mammalia, Rodentia, Octodontidae.